Staurois parvus is the source of this 1434-nucleotide messenger RNA. Lineage: Eukaryota; Metazoa; Chordata; Amphibia; Anura; Ranidae. The record is from the annotation of a GenBank genome assembly.
AUGAGCCGAAGAGUGGUGCGCCAGAGCAAAUUUAGGCACAUUUUCGGACAGCCCGUCAAAGCUGACCAAACAUAUGAGGAUAUCCGGGUAUCUAAGAUCACAUGGGACAGCUCUUUCUGUGCUGUGAAUCCUAAAUUUUUAGCUAUCAUUGUAGAGUCCAGUGGUGGAGGAGCUUUUAUGGUGUUACCAUUAGCCAAGACUGGACGAGUUGAUAAGAAUCAUCCUUCAGUCAGUGGUCACACAGCUCCCGUACUAGACAUUGAUUGGUGUCCCCACAAUGAUAAUGUCAUUGCCAGUGCUUCAGAUGAUACUACAAUCAUGGUUUGGCAAAUCCCAGAUUACACACCAGUGCGGUCAAUAACAGAGCCCAUUGUGACACUGGAAGGUCACUCAAAGAGAGUAGGCAUUAUCACAUGGCACCCAUCAGCCCGCAAUGUGCUUCUCAGUGCAGGUAGCGAUAACUUUAUUAUUAUCUGGAACGUGGGGACCGGUGAGGCUGUUAUUACUUUAGAUGAGAUGCACAGUGACCUCAUCUAUAGUGUCUGCUGGAACUACAAUGGGAGUCUCAUCACCACCACCUGCAAGGAUAAAAAACUUCGAGUUAUUGAUCCACGGAAACAAGAAAUAGUGGCUGAGAAAUGUGCCCCCCAUGAGGGGAUGAGACCUAUGCGUGCCAUUUUUACCAGAGAUGGAAAUAUCUUUACAACUGGCUUUACACGGAUGAGUCAGAGAGAACUGGGCUUAUGGGACCCGAGUAACUUUGAAGAGCCUAUAGCUUUACAAGAAAUGGAUACCAGUAAUGGUGUACUGCUCCCUUUCUACGAUCCUGACUCCAAUGUAGUUUACCUCUGUGGCAAGGGUGAUAGCAGCAUUCGAUACUUUGAAAUAACAACUGAAGCUCCUUAUGUUCAUUACUUGAGUACUUUCAGCAGUAAGGAACCUCAGAGAGGAAUGGGUUUCAUGCCCAAGAGAGGCCUGGAUGUCAGUAAAUGUGAAAUUGCAAGGUUUUUCAAGCUGCAUGAAAGGAAAUGUGAGCCCAUUGUUAUGACAGUACCUAGAAAGUCAGACCUUUUCCAGGAUGAUCUGUACCCAGACACACCAGGACCCGAGCCAGCAUUGGAAGCAGAUGAUUGGUUUGCAGGACAGUCCGCUGACCCUUUAUUGGUAUCAUUAAAAGAUGGAUAUGCUCCAGUCAAAAACAGAGAGCUUAAAGUCACCAAGAAAAACAUUCUGGACAACAAACCUCCAACUGGGCCACGUAGAAGCUACUCUUCCUGUGACUCUGGCUUUUCAAUUAUUUUUAUUCCCCAGCGAAUCACUCUUGAAGACCUACUUGAAGAAAUUAAGUGCUUACGAAGCAUUGUUGAGUCUCAAGAGAAGCGCAUCUCAAACCUGGAAAACCAAUUGCAUGUACUGUCCAAUGGCACUGACUGA